GGCAAUCAGUUAAUAUAACAGCGCAAAUGCGUACGUUCAUUUGCGUCGAUAUGACAAGAAAUGACCGUGCAUUUUAGCCUCUACACCUCAAAUGAAGUACGAAUCAGCAUAUAAAGGUUAAAACGCACGAUCAUUUCUUGUAAAAUCGGCGCAAAUUCACAUAAAUAUGAACGCAUUCACGCUGUCACAAUAAUCGAUUGCCGCACGUAUCGCUUUUAAAGGUGAAUGUGUACUUGUGUGCCAGUUAUUUCCAUCCCUGGUUAUGCAUCACGGAAUAGGUUGGCGCGCUGCAUAACGAUCUUGUAGUUGGUCAAGACCGUAAAGCUAAUAGGAAAUAAAAGAAAAUAAAAGCUUCAAAGAGGUAGUCAACAUAUACGUGGAGUUUCGUGAGCGAAACCAAAACUAUCUGGUUUCACUUUUGUAAUGUGCGGGAAUCCCCUUGGAUCCCAUAGGGGCUUAAGGAAGUCACUCGAUAAAGAUUUUGUUACAUAUACCGUUGAUUUAUGAGUUAUUUUUCUCCGCUGUGGACCAAUUCGACAAGCGAUUGUCACUGUCUUCCGGUACGUUUAGGAUCCUUGGAUCUGCAGAAUACAGAAAUUGUAGGUAUGGCGCUGCUUACUGAAUUGCAUAUUCUUAAAACUACGUCUCGCAAUUUUACGAAAGGAUUUUUAUUAUAGUAUGUAGGCAAGACCCUAGAUUUGGAUAUAGACGCAGAAGGAAUAACUCAAGAAACAGCCCAACCCGAUACCAUGAGCGCGUCCAUAAUGUGCCCGCAAUGUAAUCUGGGCGUCGGCAGGCGCGUGCGCGGCCAGCGCGCCGUGUGCCAUCCCUGCUCCUCCGCCUCGCGCAGCAUCUACCAGUUCUGCUGCUCGUGCCGCCGCAAGUGGCGCGGGCACGCGGGCAGCUCCUGCAAGCUGCCGUUCUGCCAGACGCGAGCGGCCCUCCUGUCAAGCGAGCUCAUCGCAAAGGAAGACAGCAUGGUGAAGGACUGUCCCUUCUUCCGGAUCUGCCCCGAGUGCAGGACUCUUGUGACACAUUCAGGUGAAGGAUGCCCGAACAUCCAGUGUCCCGAAUGUGAAACAAGUUUCUGCUUUCGUUGCCUAAAGUGUGACGCGGAUGAUGAUGAUGAUGAUGAUGAUGAUGAUGAUUAUGAUGAUGAUGAUGAUCGCUACGACGACGAUGAUAAUUUCUGUGAUUAUAUAUCCUGCUACCAUGGUUUGUGCCCUAUAAAAGAUAAUUCUGAGUCAAUUACAGCAUUAGAUGAAGCUGUGGCAGGUAAAGCUAUUUCGUAGCAUAUCAGAGAUGUACGUAUAAUAAUAUAAAUAGGAAUAAAGACCUGGAGCCCAUACGUUCUGGAAUAGGCUCCACUCCCCCUGCAUAACACACCUGGAAAUGGAAAAUAGAUGGAUGGAAGAGUGGAUGGAUGGAAGAAUGAGAAAUAGUGGCAAUUGUGACAGUAAUUAUAUAAAGUAUUUGUCUCAGGUGUUCGGUAUCUGGCUGUUACCGGAUACCACGGUCUACGUCUCACUGGAUAUGCAUUUCAGUAAUCCGUCAUUCUUAACAAAGCCUGCAUGCAUUUUCAGGUCUUCUCUGAUUCUCUGUAAAUGUUGCUUAGCUGUGAAUCAUAAUAAAUCAUUUCAGCAUUUCA
Messenger RNA from Brienomyrus brachyistius, 1648 nucleotides. Its product is annotated as E3 ubiquitin-protein ligase lubel-like. The coding region runs from base 750 to 1292 and encodes 180 amino acids. The transcript is spliced from 3 exons. NCBI's taxonomy places the organism in Eukaryota, Metazoa, Chordata, Actinopteri, Osteoglossiformes, Mormyridae. Gene Ontology annotation, molecular function: zinc ion binding. The record is from RefSeq and is a predicted model, not a curated record.